Molecule: messenger RNA, 2533 nt
Organism: Bicyclus anynana (squinting bush brown)
Lineage: Eukaryota; Metazoa; Arthropoda; Insecta; Lepidoptera; Nymphalidae
Product: probable ATP-dependent RNA helicase DHX35
Exons: 16
Coding region: 223-2394 (723 amino acids)
Cellular component (GO): intracellular anatomical structure; catalytic step 2 spliceosome
Molecular function (GO): RNA binding; ATP binding
Source: RefSeq, a predicted model, not a curated record
UCUGUGACUCAAAUGUCAAUGAUAAACGUCGAAUUCGAAAAUCAAAAUAAACUUUGCAAGUAUUUUUAUAUUUUCGAUACAUUUUAAUGUUUUGGAAUGGGAAUGGGUGGAAGAUUUAAAGUACAGAAAUGUGAUACUGAAAUAAAUAGUUUGAUCUAUAAUAAAUAGGUAAAUAAUACAACUGCACGUCUAUUUGUGUCGUAGUUUUCGUGUGAAAAAAAAAUGCUUUCAAGAAAACCUGUAUAUAUCCGGCCGGGUGAUGACACACUUUACCCAAUAAAAAACAGAGAUGGAGUCAUAGAGACACUAGUAAAUCCCAACAUAGACACAGCAUUGACCAUAGACAAAGAUGCACAGACAAACUUUGUGUACAACAGAUACCACCAUUUACCACUAGAAGCGCAAAGGCAGAAGCUACCAGUGUUUCAAUAUAGGAACCAUAUUUUAUAUCUUCUCGAGAAGUAUCAAACGCUGAUUUUAAUUGGUGAAACAGGAUGUGGGAAAUCUACACAAGUGCCUCAGUACCUCCACGAGAUCGGGCACAGGGUGUGUGUGACGCAGCCGCGCGUCGCCGCCGCGCUGUCGCUCGCGAGCCGCGUGGCGGACGAGCGCGGCGAGCCGCUCGGCGAGCGUGUUGGCUACGCGGCCGCCAUGACCUCAGCGCGCACCGUCGACACCGGCAUAGUGUUCAUGACAGAAGGCGUACUUCUGAGGGAGAUGUUCGCGUCGCCAUUGCUGAUGCAGUAUUCCUGCAUCGUUUUGGACGAGGUCCACGAAAGAUCACAAAUGACAGAUGUCCUGAUGGGAUUGUUAAAAAAGAUUGCAAAGAAAAGAAAAAACCUCAAGAUCGUGGUGUCAUCAGCGACCAUGGACGCGGAUUUCCUGAAGGAUUUCUUUAAUUUGAAGGACAAUAAGGACAAGAGCAGAAGCACGUCUGUCGUGAUGGCCAUGCGCGGCAGGACGCACCCCAUCGACGUGUUGUAUGUUCAAGAGCCCGUGCCAGAUUACGUCAAAGCCACAGUGGAUACCAUCAUAAAAAUACACGAAAACGAGCCUUUUGGUGAUGUACUGGCGUUCUUGACUUCACAAGAGGAAAUCCUCUCAGCCACAGACACUCUAGAAGCCUACGCCACAGACAACAACGAAAAGAACAAGCACAGAAGACACUUCCCCAGCGGCAUAGGUGCUGCCGACAUGAGCGUGGUGCCGAUGUACGGCAGCCUGCCGCACCACAAGCAGCUGCGCGCCUUCCAGAUGGGCGACAGGAACGUGCGCAAGGUGGUGCUGGCCACCAACAUCGCGGAGACCAGCGUCACCAUACCCGGAGUCGUUUACGUGGUGGAUUGCGGUUUCCAUAAGCUGCCGCACUUCGAGCCGUCUGUGGGCGUCGAGAGCGUGUCCGUGUGCCCCGUGUCGCGACACAACGCCACGCAACGCGCCGGCCGCGCGGGGCGGACCGGCCCCGGGAAGUGUUACAGACUAUACACUGAAUCAGAUUAUGACAACUUACCGCCGAGUGUGCCGCCCGAGAUGUGUAGGAGUGAUUUAUCUUCUAUAUUGUUGCAAUUAAAAGCACUUGGGAUACACAAUUUGUUAAGGUUCACGUUUCCAACCCCGCCGCCCGCCAAAAGUCUACUGGCGGGGUUGGAGACUCUGUACGCGCUGAAAGCGAUAGACAAGGAGGGAGAUUUGACUGAAGACUUGGGGGUCAAAAUGGCUGAAGUACCCUUAAAGCCUAUGUGCGCCAAAAUGUUGUGCAGUAGUGGUGAGUUCGGAGUCAUAGACGAGAUCCUGUCCGUGGUGUCGAUGCUGCAAGUGGACGGCGUGUUCACCAGACACGGCACCGGCAGAGACAACAUCGCCGCCAAGAUAAGCAGGAGGAAUCAUUUUGAGGUAGCUGAGGGAGAUAUAAUAAUGUAUUUAAAUAUAUUCGAUUCAUAUUCGAAACUGAGGUCGAGUGUAGAUGAGAAGAGAUCGAAAAAGCUGUGCAAAGACUGGUGUCAGAAGAUGUAUGUCAAUUAUAGGGUUAUGGAAAAGGCAGUAGAAAUAAGAAAUAGUUUAGAAAAACUAGUGAAAAAUAAAUUUGGUUUGACGAAUACGGCUUACGACGGACUGGAUUUAAUGACAGCGAAAUGCGUGCGUGUAAUGAAGGCCGUGCUGUCGGGCCUGUUCCCGCAGGCGGCGUACCUGUCGACGGACGGCUCGUACCGCGGCGUGCGCGGCGCCGAGCUGCACAUCAGCCCGGACUCUUGCUUGUAUCAUACACAACAACCCAAAUGGGUGGUGUUCGCGAGCGUGCAGAGCGCGAGCGACAAGGUGUGUAUGCGCGACAUGAUGACCAUCGACAAGCGCUGGCUGCUGGAGAUCGCGCCGCACUACUACCGGGAGACUUGAUGCACGAAUAAUCGUAUUUUGAUUUACGAAUAACCGUAUUUUGACGUACGAAUAAUUGUAUUUUGCGGUACGAAUAAUCGAAUUUUGAUUUACGAAGAAUCGUAUUUUGAGUUAUGAAUAAACGUAUUUUUACACGUUA